AUUGAGAACCCACUAUCCAGUACUCUGCUUCUGCGGCAAGUUUUAAUCUUUUGGGCUUUUUGGGAUCGGUUCAGUGUGAAAGAUUCUUGCUUUUUGGGAUAGUUGACAGCUUGAAUUCUGGGUCAUUUCUAAAAAUUUUGCUGUUCUUGGAUUGUGGGAGCUUCAGGUGGCUGGCUGUUUGAUUUGUUGACCUUUGUAUUGAAUUGGUGAGUGUUUGCUAUUUUGUUCGGAAGUGGUUGGCUUUUGUGGAUGUUUCAUGUAGAGGAUUUUUGAAGCAUGGUGUUGAAACUUUGGUGGCCUUAACUUGAAGAUUGUGGUUGGAGAUUUUGGGUUUGAAUUUUGAUAAUUUAGUGUCUCAGUGGUGUGGUUUUGAUUUGCUGAUUCUGCAUGAGUAGGCAUUAAGGGGUCCUCUGCUCUUUGUGGAGGAUCCCUUUGAAACUCAAAAUUGGGUAUUGAACUGUUCAUCUCGAGGAGCUUGUGAAUUUAAGGACUCCUUAGCUACUUGACUUCGGCAUUUCUGAGGAGAAAAAUCAAGUUGGGCACUUGUUCAAUUUGCAUUUAGUGAAUUGCUUUGUUUUGGUAUAUAUCUGAGAAAUGUUUGGUUCCGGUUCAGAAGCUGGUAAUGAAAAUAGUGGAAUUUCGGGGCAGCUCUUAAUUCCCAUGCGGUUUGUGUGGCCUUAUGGUGGAAGAAGGGUGUAUCUAAGUGGUUCCUUUACCAGGUGGACAGAGCAUAUACCUAUGUCUCCUAUGGAGGGUUGCCCCACUGUGUUUCAAGUUAUAUGUAACUUGUCACCUGGUUAUCAUCAGUAUAAAUUUUAUGUCGAUGGAGAGUGGCAUUAUGAUGAGCACCAGCCAUUUGUAAGUGGGAACUAUGAUGUGGUUAACACUAUUGUUAUCGGUAGAGAACCAGAUACGGUUCCUACAAAUUUUAGUCCAGCAGCAACUGUUAGACCAUCCCACAUGGAGGUAGAUGAAGCUUUUAGUCAUCCUGAAAUGGUUCCACUGGCCAGUAUUUCUGAGGCUGAUUUAGAGAUCUCUCGUCAACGCAUAUCCACGUUCUUGUCUACACACACUGCAUAUGAGUUGCUUCCAGAGUCAGGCAAGAUCAUUGCCUUGGAUGUUAAUUUACCUGUGAAGCAGGCAUUUCACAUUCUCCAUGAACAGGGUGUCCCUGUUGCUCCACUCUGGGACUUUUGCAAGGGUCAGUUUGUUGGAAUUCUUAGUGCAUUGGACUUUAUCCUUAUUCUAAAAGAGCUGGGGAAUCAUGGUUCAAAUUUGACUGAGGAAGAGUUGGAGACUCACACAAUAUCAGCUUGGAAAAAGGGAAAGAUGCAUCUACAUAGACAAAUUGAUGGCAACACAGGAUCAUAUCCUAGACGUCUUGUUCAUGCUGGGCCAUAUGAUUGCUUGAAAGAUGUUGCUCUAAAAAUUUUGCAAAACAAGGUGGCCACGGUUCCCAUUAUCCAUUCUUCUUCACAGGAUGGCUCAUUUCUGCAGAUACUUCAUCUAGCCACAUUAUCUGGAAUACUAAAAUGUAUAUGCAGGAAUUUUAAACAUUCUUCUCGUUCCUUGCCCAUUCUUCAACAACCAAUUUGUUCAAUUCAGUUAGGUACGUGGGUUCAGGAAAUUGCAGACAUUAAAGGACAGCCUUCAACAUUGAAACAGCCUUUGGUGAUGUUAAAUAAAAAUGCUUCUCUUGGUGAUGCCUUAUCAUUGUUGGUUCAAGCUGAAGUAAGUUCAAUUCCAAUAGUGGAUGAGAAUUACUCAUUGGUUGACGUAUACUCACGAAGCGAUAUAACUGCUUUGGCAAAAGAUAAAGCUUAUGCACAAAUUCAUCUUGAUCAAAUAAGUAUCCUGCAGGCAUUACAACUAGGACAAGAUACAAAUUAUCCUUAUGGCUUCUUGAAAGAACAGAGAUGUCAAAUGUGUCUACGAUCUGAUCCUCUACAAAACGUGAUGGAGCGACUGGCAAACCCCGGGGUUAGGAGACUUGUAAUUGUGGAGGCCGGCAGCAAGCGCGUUCAAGGGAUAAUAUCAUUGAGUGAUGUGUUCAGGUUCUUGCUUGGCGUUUAGCUGCGGGAGGGGUUUACCAAGGUGGUGGAUGAUGAGGAAGGAAGGACCCAUUUGUUCAUUGGUUCAUUUUCUUUUGUCUCUGCUGCACCCUCAAGAUGGGAUGGGAUGGGAUGGGAUGGGAUGGGAUGGGAUGGGAUGAGCUUGAUGCUUCUUAGCCCUCUGCUUCUCCCUUCUCUAGGAUAGAAAAUUCAAAGAGCAAGAAAAGAAUAUGUAAAUCGUGAGAAUCCAAAAUUUUUCAUUUCAGUAACCUAGUUAUUGUCAACUCAACCAUGCUGCUGAAGCGUCUCUCCCUUAUUAUUCUACUGCUAACACAAGCUUUACCUCCUAAAGAUUAGGAGGAAAAUCAUCUUAAAAUUACGUCGUUUUAAUAAACUUUUAUUGAAAAA
Molecule: messenger RNA, 2459 nt
Organism: Rubroshorea leprosula
Lineage: Eukaryota; Viridiplantae; Streptophyta; Magnoliopsida; Malvales; Dipterocarpaceae
Source: the annotation of a GenBank genome assembly